GAGGGAGGGAAAAGAGUGAAGAAGUAGUAGAAGUAACAAUGUGUGUUGAUUCAAUUGGUGAAUUUGUGUUUUGUACUUUUGCUUGUUAUGAAUGAAUCGAGCCACUGAAAACGAUAGAGAAGGAAGAGUGAAGAUUCGGGUAGAGAGAAAAAGAAUUGUUGGUAGCGGAAGUGAAGGAAACAAGAGGGGAUUUGGGUUUGGCACCCCACCCUUUAGGCUACGCGCCCCAGCAUUUUUUUUUUAUUCCAAAACUACCCAUCGGUAAAUGAUUUGCCGAUGUCAAAAUACCAAUCGGUAAAUGAUUUACCGUUAUUGUUCCUCAGUAUGAACACCUUCAUCCCAUUACCCAGAACACGAAGAACAAUAUCGGUUAAUAAUUAACCGAUUCUAAUAUUGUAUCGGUAUAUCAUUUACCGAUUUGUAAUCUGUAAGUUUGAUCACCUUUUCACCAUUACUCCUCCCUCCACCAACCCCUCCACCAUUACUCCUCCCUCCAACAACCCCCCACCAGCCCCCCAUAACUCGCCCAAACUACCUUAUUCUCCAUUACUCCACUCCUCCCUCACAUUUCACCUUCCCACCACCACCACCAUCUCCACAUUUCCACCACCACCACCACCAACACCACCACCACCAAGGGAAAGCUUUUAACUUCUGGGAUGACAGAGUCAUUUUUCUUUGGUGAAUCACAAUUGAUACAUGCUGCUGGAUUGGAAAAUGAUAAUCCAGAGGAGCAACCAUCACUAGCUGAACCUCCGAUUAUAUCUAUAGAUGUCUCUCAUUUGUAUCAUACUGAUCAGGUACUCAUUGCACAAAUUUUUGCAUGCUUUGUUUGCUUUGUUUAUGCCUUGUUUUAUGCCUUAUGCCUUGUUUAUCCUGAAACAGCGUUUCCCUUUGAAAGAUGAUCUUAUGAAAUGGGUUCGCGACAUUUCUAUGGCAAAUAAUUUUGUUUUGGUGACAACAAAGUCUGAUAGUGGUGCGAAGGGAAGAAAAGAAUAUGUCAUUCUGGGGUGUGAGAAGCAUGGUGCGUAUAUUCCCUACAGAGAACCGGAUCUUGUUGAAGGAACGUCAACACAAAAGACAGGUUGUCCUUUUAGGCUAAAAGGACGACGUACGAAAGAUGAUAAAGGUUGGUGGUUGAAGGUGAUGGACGGUAGACACAUCCAUCUCGCAGCUGAGUCACUAGUUGGCCACAAUUACGCUGGUAGACUGAAUAGUGAGGCGAAGGAGGACGUGAUAAAUCAGGCUAAGACUUGGGUUCCACCUAGAAAGAUGUUGGCGUCCUUGAAGGAAAAAGAUCCUUCAAACUUGACUACCAUCCAACAAAUUUAUGGUGUUUGCAAGCGGUUCAGACAAUCCGUUCGUGGGUCACUGACAGAGAUACAAUACUUGUUGAAGAAGUUGGACGGUGAGAAGUAUGUUCACUUCGAACGAAAUGAACCCGGAUCGGAAGUGAUUAGAGAUAUAUUUUGGGCUCAUCCGAAUGCCGUCAAACUUUUCAACACAUUCCCAUAUGUAGUGAUCAUGGAUUGCACAUACAAGACCAGCAAAUACAAACUACCCUUGCUCGAGAUUGUUGGCCUGACCUCCACGGAUAAAACAUACUCAAUAGCAUUCUGUUACAUUGGCAGUGAGACCACAGAGGACUACAUUUGGGCAUUGGAGUGUAUGAAGUCUCUGAUUUCCGACCAAUCCAGGUUGCCUAGAGUGAUUGUGACGGACAGAGAUCUUGCUUUAUUGAGUGCUGCUUCACAAAGCCUUCCCACCACCACCCAUUUACUAUGCUUGUGGCACAUCAACAAGUGUGUUUUGGCAAAGUGCAAAGAGUAUGUUGGCACGGAUGAUUUUGCUCAAGAGGUUAUGGACAAGUGGGCCGAAUUGGUAGAUGCUCCAACAGUUCCAGAAUUUGAAGCUCAUUGGAUUGAAUUGUUUAACAUGUGCAAGCAUAAACACAAGUUGAAAUUUGCCACUUAUUGUUCUACUACAUGGUUGGUCCACAAGCAGAAAUUUGCCAAGGCAUGGACAAAUCAUGUGAUGCAUUUUGGAACAACAACAAGUAACAGGGCUGAAGGUGCACAUGCCAGCUUGAAGUUGAUGUUGCGGAACAGUAAGGGUAACCCGCACCAAGGCAGGUGA
This is a messenger RNA of Lotus japonicus, 2136 nucleotides long. RefSeq names its product protein FAR1-RELATED SEQUENCE 4-like. Bases 772 to 2136 code for a protein of 454 amino acids. The record is from RefSeq and is a predicted model, not a curated record. NCBI's taxonomy places the organism in Eukaryota, Viridiplantae, Streptophyta, Magnoliopsida, Fabales, Fabaceae. Gene Ontology annotation, biological process: regulation of DNA-templated transcription. The transcript has 3 exons.